Messenger RNA from Adineta steineri, 771 nucleotides. NCBI's taxonomy places the organism in Eukaryota, Metazoa, Rotifera, Eurotatoria, Adinetida, Adinetidae. The record is from the annotation of a GenBank genome assembly.
AUGACAACACUACGUGUAGCAACAAUUAAUGUACAUUCUUUUUGUAAACCUCUUUAUUUUUCCAAUAAUAUUUCUCAAUUAAUAUCAAUUCUUCAACCACUCAAUCUCGAUGUAAUUGCUGUUCAAGAAAUGCAAAAUAAUGAUAAAUGGAAAGAUUUUUGUCAACGUCUUUCUUUACCUUUUUCUGCAUAUGGACCAGAGGAUGGUGCUUUUUGUAAUGGUAUUGCAUCACGAUAUGCAAUUCGUUCGUAUUCUGUUCAAAAAACAAAUUUUUUCUGUAAAGGUGGCGUUCGAUCUGUACUUCACUGUUGUCUAGAUGGUGUAGAAAAUUUAACAUUUGCUAUUACACAUUUAGAUCAUUUAGAUGAAGAUACUCGAUUACAUCAAAUCAAACAAUUUAAUCCAUAUGAGCACAAUAUCGAUAUACUUAUGGGUGAUAUGAAUGCUUUAACACGAGAAGAUUAUUCUGAUAAUUAUUAUCGGGAUAUUGUUGUUGCAAAACGUAAAAAAUCUAAUUGGGAAUCAGCUCAUUUUGAUCUAACUCAAUUAAUAACACACGAAUGGAAUUAUCAAGAUGCUUUUAAAACGAUAAAUCCAACAUUUCAAGAUGAACAAAUAGCAACAUGUUCAUAUGGAACACGUAUUGAUUAUGUUUAUAUACAUCCACGCAUUAAUAAUCAUUGGAAUUUAACAAGUUGUUCAAUUAUUGAUACUAAAGGAGCGACAGAUCAUAAUGUAGUUUUUGCUGAAUUUCAACAACUAUCGAGAUAA